This is a messenger RNA of Daucus carota subsp. sativus, 1441 nucleotides long. RefSeq lists its product as uncharacterized. The record is from RefSeq and is a predicted model, not a curated record. Gene Ontology annotation, molecular function: oxidoreductase activity. Bases 119 to 1216 code for a protein of 365 amino acids. NCBI's taxonomy places the organism in Eukaryota, Viridiplantae, Streptophyta, Magnoliopsida, Apiales, Apiaceae. The transcript is spliced from 7 exons.
GAGAAACCGCCACGUCACUCAUCUCCUACCUAAGCAGUACACAUUACAUCUCCCCAUCUCACAAACCCUAAUUUUCAAUCUCACCAUUAAUUCAAUUCACACUCUUUAAUCCAAAAUAAUGCGCUUCUUAUUUAAAAACAACAAAUUGAAUUCUUCUAUAACCCAUUGGUCCACGUCAGGGGGCUUGAGAUGCAUCGUUACGAGCUGCAGAGCCGUGGUGCUGCCCCGGUUCGGGGGUCCGGAGGUGAUGGAGCUCCGGGAUGACGUCAGUGUGCCCAAUUUGAAUCCUAACGAGGUCCUGGUUCGAGCCCGUGCCGUCUCCGUUAAUCCGCUUGAUACUAGGAUGCGAGCUGGCUACGGGCGUUCAAUAUUUCAGCCUUUAUUGCCAAUAAUUUUGGGUCGUGAUGUUAGUGGUGAAGUUGUUGAUGUGGGAGGUUCUGUUAAGUCUUUUCGUGUCGGGCAGGAAGUAUUUGGGGCACUGCAUCCAACUGCUGCGAGGGGCACUUAUGCAGAUUAUGUUAUUCUUUCAGAAGAUCAACUUGUUCCAAAACCACCAUCAAUGUCACAUGUGGAAGCAAGUGCUAUUCCUUUUGCUGCAUUGACUGCAUGGCGUGCUCUUAAAAGUACUGCCAGAAUAACAAAAGGUCAAAGAGUACUGGUGAUAGGUGGAGGUGGAGCUGUAGGUUUUGCUGCAGUUCAGCUUGCUGUGGCUGCAGGCUGUCAUGUGUCAAGUACAUGUGCUGAUGAAAGUAUUGAUCGGCUUUUGGCAGCUGGUGCUGAACAGGCUAUUGACUAUACAUCAGAGGAUGUUGAAGUAUCCUUGCAAGGGCAUUUCGAUGCUGCAUUGGACACAAUCGGUGUGGCAGAGACAGAAAGAGUAGCAAUUAGUCUCUUGAAGCGAGGGGGACACUAUAUGACAUUGCAAGGAGAAACUGCAUCAUUGAGUGAUAGGUAUGGAGUGGCUAUUGGUCUUCCUAUGGCUACGACCAUUUUACUGAAGAAGCAGUUGGAAUAUCAAUUCUCUCAUGGAAUAGCAUAUUGGUGGACAUAUAUGCGAGCUGAUCCUGAAGGUUUACACGAGAUUCACAGACUGACCGAGGCUGGAAAGUUGAAGAUACCUGUAGAGAAAACUCUACCAAUUACUCAGGUGAAAGAAGCCCACGAUGCCAAAGAUCAGAGAAAAAUUAUCGGUAAAGUUGUGCUGGAAGUUGACUGAUCCACAAGACUUUCCCGGACCACAGUUUUUAAUAGUAGAAUCUGCGGAUGGUUUGCCAAUCCAUCGUUUUGUAAAUUCAACGUUUUUGAAGUAUAUUUGUUUCCUCUCGUAGUAGUCCGGCAGCUUUAGAGCCCUCAAGGAAUAAACCAAAGAUUUAACACUUCUGACUAAAUUUGAGAAAGAUGUGAUGUAGUCUGUUUAGAAAUAUAGGUCGCUUUUUUUUUA